Molecule: messenger RNA, 720 nt
Organism: Trypanosoma cruzi
Lineage: Eukaryota; Euglenozoa; Kinetoplastea; Trypanosomatida; Trypanosomatidae
Product: trans-sialidase, putative
Exons: 1
Source: RefSeq, a predicted model, not a curated record
AUGUUCUCACGUGUUGCUGCAAUGAAGGCGCCCCGCACACACAACCGUCGCCGCGUGACCGGCUCCAGCGGCAGGAGGAGGGAAGGAAGAGAGAGUGAGCCGCAGAGGCCCAACAUGUCGCGGCAUCUCUUCUGCUCUGCGGUGCUGCUCCUCGUUCUUGUGAUGAUGUGCUGCGGCAGUGGAGCUGCGCACGCUGAGCAGACAGGGGCCACUGUUGAUCCGUUCACAGGGACGACGCCGAUAUCAUUUGCUAAUUGGAAGGGGUUUAACGAGGCCGGGAGGAAAAUCACCUCGCUCCGUGCUCCUGGCCUCGUUAAAGUGGGUGAAGAUGUAUUUGCCGUUGCUGAAUCGCAGUGCGGGGAGGAGAAGGGAGCCGGCCGCCGUGCUGGGAUUGUCUCAAAGCACCUGAAUAUAAGUGGUGACCCAAUGGAUAUUUCGACGUCGGAUAUAAGUUUGUUUUGCAUGCAACUUGGGGACACCGCCGCGAAUAAUUUUGGGACAACGGAAGUGUUGCGACCAACGACGCUUGUGUUUGGGAACAGUGUUUACAUGCUCCUGGGAAACCAAAGCCAUACAAAGCCGCAGUUUCAAGGUGAGAAUGAGCGGGGUCUUUUACUCGUGAAGGGAACUGUCGCCAAUGAGGGUGGAAACAACAAGAAACUUUUGUGGAAUGAGGCCCAUGUGGUGAAACCUGAACCCAGAGGAGAUUCUUAUUCCUUG